AUGCAUAGUUUCUGCCACAUCUGCAAUCGGCCAACCUGUCCACGCUGCCUUAGUUGUUAUUUUGGACGUGUUCCAGGCCUCUGGUAUAACGAGCAAAGUCCCAAAACCUCGGAUCCUCCUGGAAUUACUCCUGUAAAUGGCCAGUACAAUUCG
Molecule: messenger RNA, 153 nt
Organism: Protopolystoma xenopodis
Lineage: Eukaryota; Metazoa; Platyhelminthes; Monogenea; Polystomatidea; Polystomatidae
Source: the annotation of a GenBank genome assembly